Messenger RNA from Acyrthosiphon pisum (pea aphid), 3013 nucleotides. RefSeq names its product structural maintenance of chromosomes protein 5. The record is from RefSeq and is a predicted model, not a curated record. Gene Ontology annotation, cellular component: Smc5-Smc6 complex; nucleus. The transcript is spliced from 20 exons. Gene Ontology annotation, molecular function: single-stranded DNA binding. Bases 1 to 2865 code for a protein of 954 amino acids. Gene Ontology annotation, biological process: double-strand break repair via homologous recombination. NCBI's taxonomy places the organism in Eukaryota, Metazoa, Arthropoda, Insecta, Hemiptera, Aphididae.
AUGAUACAAAUAUGUUAUCGAUUUUGCAGGACUUUUACUGAAGUUACAUAUACUCCACAUUCAAAACUGAAUUUAAUAAUUGGGCCCAAUGGUUCUGGAAAAUCGUCAAUUGUUACAGCUCUCAUAUUAGGAUUUGGUGGUAAUCCAAAGGACAUUAAUAGAGGAGACAAAGUCAGUCAGUUUGUAAAAAAAGGCAAAUCCGUAGCAGAUAUUUCAAUAGAACUUUAUAAGAGAUCGAAUCAAAAUGUACAUUUGAGAAGAACAAUAUUUGCCAGCAAUGAUAGUUGUCACUAUUAUGUCAACAGUAUUUUGGUCUCCAAAAAAAAAUUUUUGCCACAAGACAGACUUGAAGAUUUUUCUAAAUUAGAUUCUAAAGGUUUAUUAAUAAAUGCUUUACAAAGUAUUGAAAAUCAAGACUUAUUGAACAAUUUUGAAAAGUUAAAAACUCUUGCUGUUAGCAUAACUUCAUAUGAUAGUGAUCAAAAGAAAUUACAAGACAAUAUAAGAUUAGAGAUUGCUGUAAAUUUAAAACUCGAAACAAUUGUUAGUUCAUUCACAGAAAAAAAAUUGUUGGAAGAACAAUUAUUGGUUGUGUUACAGAAGAGAUGUUGGUCCUUAUAUAUGUUGGCUUGGCAACAAAUUUCUAGUGAAAAAAAAAAAUUUGAAGAGUCAAAAAAACAUAAUAAGGAUGCCUUAGUUCUAAUUAAUCAGCAGAGAGAUAGAAUUAAAAGGAAACAGUCAGGAGAAAUUAAUCUGAAGAAUGUGGUUCUUCAGAAUGCAAAAGCAGUAUUUAAGUUAAUUGAAAAACUUAAUAAUCUAGUUGGAGCUGCCAAUUGUCAUGUAUCUGAUAUAAAUGAGUUGAUAAAAACCGUUAAAAAAAAUUCAAUCAAAAUAGAAGACCUUACAGAAUCCAUAUCAUCUAUGGAAGUGAAGUUACAAAAGUGUAAACUGGAACUUAUUGAAAUUGAUAAAAAUAUCAAAAGUAUCGAUGCAAAUAUUUACCCUGUGAAAAGCAAUUUAGAAAGCAUUAAAAACAAACUAAGAGGUCUAACUGAAAAAAUGUCUGCUAUUGAUCAAGAACUUGAACGCGAAAAAAGAAAAGAAGAAGGCAAAAAUCAAUUACUACAGAGAAAGUUUCCGGAAAUGUGGAAAGCAAUAACCUGGCUAAGAAAGUGCGAUAAGUCAUCAAUUUUUCAUGGACAAGUUUUUGAACCCUUAUUCACUCAGAUUGAAGUACGUGACCAAAAAAAUGCCAAGUACAUAGAAAAUAUUAUUAAUUAUCCUCCACCUGCCAAUUUUAAAAUUAACGAGAUACCAAAUUAUGAUAUAAAUAGUUUAAGAAAAUUUGGUUUCCAUACUUAUGCAUUAGACAUGAUACAAGCACCACCUGUCAUAAGGAGAUAUCUAACUAAAAGUUACGACAUGCAAAAUAUUCCUAUUGGUUCCAAAGAAGUUUUCAAUCAUAUGCAGAGUUUACCCAGUAAAAUUAGCUUCUUUUUUGCAGGUAAUGAUCAAGUUAGUAUAAGAAAUUCAAACUAUACGGGAGAAAAAAUCACACGACAAUCACAAAUAUCAACUGAGGCACAAUUUUUGCUGUUUUCUGUAGACUCAAAUUUGAUUCAAUCUUUGACAACCAAAAAAGAAGAAGCUAGAGUAAAUUGUGAAAAUUUGGCUCAACAACAAACUGAAUUUAUUAAUCAGCUUAGAACUGCCGAAGACAGUCGUCAACCUUUUUUUGAUAGGAAAAAAGAUAUACAAGGAAGUUUUAUGAAAUUUCAAAACAGACAAAAAGCUUAUGAAAAAAUGGUAAAAGAUAUGGAGUUCAAACAAAGUGAACUUAAAACAGAAAAAGAAAGAUCCACAAAAUUAUUAAGCCAAAAUUCGCAACUAAUCAAUAAGUACUUUGAUUCAAUGAAUGGAGCUGUUGCGAUGUUGGACAGUUAUUCAACUAGUAUGAUAUAUCUUAUGAGUUCUGCCUUUGUUGUUAACAAUUGUUGCGUUGACAUGGAAGAUGAAAACAAAGUUUUGAAGCAAUUAAAGACACUCUAUGUAACUAACAUGAGCAAUUUCAGUGAUUACCUGAAGUACAUACAAAAGUUGGAAUCUGAAUUCAAGAAAAUGUUAGAUGUAGCUGUACAUUGGACUAAUGGAGUGUCUCCAUACGAUAAAACUUUAUUUCAAUCCAUGAUUGAAAAAUUUGCAAAUAUAGAACAGAAUGAUGUUGAUGAUUUAGAUGUAUUAAUUGUUGAGAAGAAAGCCAAACUCAACUGUCUUAAUAUUGAUCCAAAUGCUCCUCAGUUAAUAAAAGAAUACAAGGAACGCAAGAUAAAAAUAAAGAAUUUAGAAAAGAAAUUGGAAAAUUUAAACCUCAAUGCUCAAACCAAAGAACAUGAAAUUGAAAGAUUACACUCUGAAUGGUUGCCAAAAAUUCAAGAACUUACUGCCUUGUUGUGUAAUAAUUUCCAGAAAUUUCUCAGUUCUUUUGGUUGUAGUGGCUUAAUUGACUUGGACAUUGGCGUAACGAGGUACGAUUUCCAAGCAUAUGGGCUUUUGAUAAAGGUGCAAUUUCGCAAUGACAUUCCUUCACUGAGGCUAUUAGAUGCCAAAAGCCAAAGUGGUGGUGAACGUGCUUUGACAACGGCUCUAUUUUUGUUAUCCCUUCAAGAAGUUACUCAUUUUCCAUUCAGAAUUGUUGAUGAAAUUAAUCAGGGCAUGGAUAAAGUAUAUGAAAGGAAACUGAUGGAACUGUUUAUGGAGUUAUUUCAAGACAGGAACAAUCAGUAUUUGGUUGUCACACCAAAGUUGAUCAAGAACCUUUCAUUUAAAAACACCACGGUGGAUAUUAUAUUUUGCAUUGAUAAAUAAAGAAUCAAACAUGACCAUGGGAAUUUUUUUUUUAUUAUAUUGUGUCUUAUUCUAAUGACUCAAUAUCUCAAAUAUUGUGAGUUCUUAUUGUAUUAACCUAACAUUAUGCAUUUUAAUUAAUUAAUUAUUUAUUUUAUGUUUUAUACAG